Molecule: messenger RNA, 2463 nt
Organism: Drosophila kikkawai
Lineage: Eukaryota; Metazoa; Arthropoda; Insecta; Diptera; Drosophilidae
Gene: Ced-12
Product: engulfment and cell motility Ced-12
Biological process (GO): cell motility; actin filament organization
Cellular component (GO): plasma membrane
Source: RefSeq, a predicted model, not a curated record
CACACUGUUUUGGAUUAAUCAACAGCGAAAAUAUUGAAAGAAGAUUAAAAACAAUAAUAAUUGCACUUCUCGCUUAAAAAAGGUGCCAAAAUGAUUACCAAAAAGGUCACGGUCAAGGACUCGCACAUAGUGAAGAUAGCCGUUGAGCGGGAGAACCACAUAGCGCAGUUGAUAAACCUGGAUCAGAGGCAUCCCCUAGCAAGCAAAAUCCAGGAUAUAUGCAAUGGUUGGGGAAUCAGUGACCACCAGAACUACGCCCUGCAGUUCUGCGAGUCCAACAACCAGAAGUACGUGACCGAGAAGAACCGGAACGAGAUCAAGAACGGCUCCGUACUGCAGCUGCAGUACUCGCCCUCGAAGACGGCCAGCGAUGCCAUGGAAGUCCUGCUGAAUGGCAGUCCGCAGGAGAAGGCGCUACGCCUCAAGGAUCUCACCGCAUUGAGCACCGACCACACCUUUGCCCUGGAGUUCAUCAAGGAGAAGGGCCUUGACACACUGAUCAAAAUGAUCGAGGAUGUGGGCCAGACCAAUGAGGAUAUUCUCAAGUACAGCCUGGCCAGCUUUGUGGAGCUGAUGGAGCACGGCACAGUGUCCUGGGAGGUCCCAGAGAAUUCUUUUGUGCUCCGCAACAUUGAGAUUGUGCGGAACUUCCAGAAGUACCCAACGAACUGCGGGGAGAGCGCUCUGUCCAACCUGGAGAACAUUGUCCAGUGCAGCAGUAAGCACGUGCUGGUGGCCGAGGACAUCAAGCUGCAGGACAUACUGCGCCUACUGCAGGAAGUUAACUCGCCGGUGAUGCGCCAGAAUGCCAUUGCCCUGCUGAACGCGCUGUUCAUGAAGGCGGACGAGGGGAGAAGAAGGACUAUUGCCCACACCAUCAGCGCUAAGCAGUUUCGCCUGGCGCUGAUUGGCAACGGCCUGGGAACCGAGAUGACCCACCAGCUGUAUGUGCUGCAGACGCUGACCCUCGGGCUGUUGGAGAAGCGCAUGCGCAUGAAGAUGAAUCCCCAGGACCAGGAUGCUCACGAGAAGAUUAAGGAGCUGCGACGCAUUGCCUUUGACGAUCACACCAACGCCCUUAACCAGAGCGACGAUCACAUCCGACGUGGUGGCGGUGGCUCCGGCGCCGGCAAUGUGAACUUCUCGCAAUAUUACAAAAAACUGGGCUUUAAAUGCGACAUAAAUCCGGCCCAGGACUUUAUAGAGACGCCGCCAGGCGUUUUGGCUCUGGACUGCAUGUUCUAUUUCGCACGGAACUACACCCAACAGUAUGCGAAGAUUGUGCGGGAGAACUCCUGCCGCGCCGACGAGCACGAGUGCCCCUUUGGCCGCACCUCCAUCGAGCUGGUCAAGGUGCUCUGCGACAUCCUACGCAUAGGCGAGCCACCGGCCGAGCAAUCCGGCGACUUCCAGCCCAUGUUCUUCACCCACGACUCGCCCUUUGAGGAGUUCUUCUGCAUCUGUGUCAUCACCUUGAAUCGCACAUGGAAGGACAUGCGUGCUACGGCCGAGGACUUUAGCACCACUUUCAGCGUGGUGCGGGAACAGAUUCAGCGCACCCUCAAGGGCAGGCCCGAGAAUCUGGAGGAUUUCCGCAACAAGAUAGCCUUGCUGACCUAUCAGCAGAUCACUGCCCUGCGCCAGCAGGAGCGCACAUCGAAGGAGGAGUGCGAUUCAACGGCCUCCGCGAUUGUCAAGUUAAAGGAGAAGAUAUCGCCUCACAUUCUAGAGCUGAUCAAGCAGCAGAGGCUCUCGUUUUUGGUGGAAGGCACACGUUUUGCCAAAUACUCACGGGGAACCAGGACAAAGGACAAAUUCUGGUAUGCCCGACUGUCGCCCAACCACAAGGUCAUCCACUAUGGCGAUUGCGAUGAGAAAACCAUACCCACCUUGGAGGAGCUGCCCAAGAAGCUGCCCAUUAGCGAGAUCAAGCAGCUGCUGGAGGGCAAAGAGUGCCCGCACAUGAAGGAGGCUCGCACACGCAAGUCAGCCGUUAAUCUGGCCUUUUCCAUAACGUUCGAGAACAUGGAGCACUCCACUCUGGACUUUGUGGCUCCGGACGAGAGCAUUUUCAACUACUGGACAGAUGGGAUCAAUGCCCUGCUGGGCCAGCCGAUGGUCAGCAAGCAAAAGAACGAGGACUUUGAUACGCUGCUCUCGAUGGAGAUAAAGCUGCGUCUGCUGGACACUGAGGGCGUCGACAUAAGCAAGGAUCCGCCGCCCAUACCCGAGGACCCGGAGAACUAUGACUUUUGCUUUGAGGGCUGAAAAGGUGAAAGAUUUUAUAGUUCUCCCAUUUACACACAUAUAUUCAUUCACCCAAGAUACAUGCCAAAGUGUACCCACUAUUCUCUCCGAUCUGAUCUUCUGCUAGUAUUACUUGUGCAAUUCCCCGACCACGACAUGAGCCAACUUGAACAUUUAGUGAACAUUUACACACCAUUUAUUAUUAUAUUAGGUAUU